AUGCUCCUCCGCGUGAACGCUCAUCAUCCGACUCGAAGAAGCGGUGGUUGUGGUGUUUCCCAUUUUGGGGCAUGCAUAUACGCGUGUUGCUGCCAAACUGACUGGCAAGCUCGAUGGUAUAUAAGGAAAUAUUCAUGGAAGCGCCUUGGACGAUCCGAGCCCCCUUCAACCAUGAAGCAAUCCGUUGGACUCUUAUCGCUUGUUUCCGCCAUCGCACCGGUCCUUGCUGGGACCUAUUCGCGCACUCAAAAUAUUGUCGGAACUGGCUUCUACAACGCGUUUGAGUUCGAAGCUAUUGGUGACCCUACACAAGGCAGAGUUAACUAUGUCGAUAGAGCCACGGCACAGGCUCAGAACCUAACAUUCGCCUCAGCCGACAAGUUCGUCCUUCGCACAGACGCCACAACAGUCAUCGGCGACGGCAGUCCGGUGGGGAGGAACUCUGUUCGUAUCAGAACAACAGCUACAUAUACCACCCAUGUUGCCGUCUUCGAUAUUCAGCACAUGCCUCAGGGCUGUGGCACGUGGCCCGCCGUUUGGGAAACUGACGAGGACAGCUGGCCUAGAGGGGGGGAAGUAGAUAUUCUUGAGGGUGUCAACGAUCAAGGCCCCAAUCAAAUAACGCUGCAUACAUCUCCAGGUUGCACGAUGCCCGCAUCUCGAGACCAAACUGGGACAAGUUUACAACUAGACUGCGACACGAAUGUGAACAACAACGUCGGCUGUGGAGUAAACGCUGUUGUCCCAACCAGCUAUGGCCCCACAUUCAAUGCUAAUGGGGGAGGUUGGUAUGCAGUCGAAAGAACGAACUCAUUCAUAAACGUUUGGUUCUGGUCGAGGUCUGCUGGAAAUGUCCCUGCUGAUGUCGCCCAAGGCGGCUCAAGCGUGGACACAUCUACCUGGGGAACACCAACUGCCAACUUCCCCUCCACAAGCUGUAAUAUUCCGGAAUUCUUCUCGCCCAAUAACAUCAUCAUCAAUCUUACCUUAUGCGGUGACUGGGCUGGCUCCGUUUACCCAGCUUCGGGAUGCCCAGGGACUUGCAACGAAUUCGUCGACAAGAAUCCCACCGCACUGGCGGCGGCGUAUUUCGAGUUCAACUCUAUUAACGUUUAUCAGUAA
Messenger RNA from Mycena indigotica, 1122 nucleotides. RefSeq names its product putative glycosidase C21B10.07. Bases 1 to 1122 code for a protein of 373 amino acids. Gene Ontology annotation, biological process: glucan catabolic process. NCBI's taxonomy places the organism in Eukaryota, Fungi, Basidiomycota, Agaricomycetes, Agaricales, Mycenaceae. The record is from RefSeq and is a predicted model, not a curated record. The transcript is spliced from 10 exons. Gene Ontology annotation, molecular function: hydrolase activity, hydrolyzing O-glycosyl compounds.